UGGCAGAACAACCUACCCAUCCUCUUUUAGGGCAGGCAGGCGGGAGUUCAGAAGAGGCGACGGCGGGCAUCGCGGGGAGAGAAAGAGGCGGGCAGGGAAAGGAAGGAAGGAAAAAGGAAGGAAGGGAGAAGAGACCCAUCACUCAUUGCAACCGCGGCGGCAACUAAAAGGCAUCGGUAGCCGUCCGGGGAAAUCUGGGCAAAUAUGGUGGCUGUUCACACUUCUCAUUCUUCCUCCUCCACCGAGUGGAUCGCUUGCUUGGAUAAAAGACCUUUGGAGCGUUCAAGUGAAGAUGUGGAUAUUAUAUUUACUCGCCUAAAAGAAGUAAAAGCUUUUGAAAAAUUUCAUCCCAAUCUUCUCCAGCAAAUAUGUCUCUGCGGCUAUUAUGAAAACUUGGAAAAGGGUAUUACAUUAUUUCGUCAAGGUGAUAUUGGAACAAAUUGGUAUGCUGUGUUGACAGGAUCCUUGGAUGUUAAAGUUUCUGAUACGAGCAACCAUCAGGAUGCUGUGACAAUAUGCACCUUGGGAAUAGGGACAGCGUUUGGAGAGUCGGUCUUGGAUAACACCCCUCGUCAUGCUACCAUUGUUACAAGAGAAAACAGUGAACUCCUGCGCAUUGAGCAGAAAGAUUUCAAGGCACUUUGGGAGGUCUCUUAGCGAACGAGGAUUGAUUCCAGCAACUUUGUUUGCAAGUUGGAAAUGGGGAGCAAAUUUGUGUAGUUUGUGUAUCACGCUUUUGCUUUGCAGUAACAUAGCUUGUGCACCAUUUUCAUCAUCCGCUAAAGUGGGCUACAGUGAUCCUCCUAAUCUACAUCUGUAGCCAUAGAUCAUGUGCACUGACCUAUGAAAGAAUUCUUCAAGCAGUGUCCUACAGCGAUGGUAGAAUGUAUAAAUGAGGCUUUCCUAAAAUUGCAGAAAUAGUAGCCAACUGAAGGUAAGACUCAUUAAAUAGUCAGUAUUCUUGAAUUUGUCCC
This is a messenger RNA of Thamnophis sirtalis, 974 nucleotides long. NCBI's taxonomy places the organism in Eukaryota, Metazoa, Chordata, Lepidosauria, Squamata, Natricidae. The record is from RefSeq and is a predicted model, not a curated record.